AUGCUCAAGUGCGAUGUCUGUCAGGUUCCCAUUUCAUCAGAAACUGCAAUGGAGAGCCACAUUAAGGGCAAGAGGCACCUGAAGUUAGUGAAACAAGCAGAGGUGGAGAGGAACAGGCAGACUCACAGUGCUCACAUCAGCUGGCAGGGCAGCUCGACCAACAUCGAAAUCGAUAAACUCCGAACUUUUGUUCAGGGGUUUGGCUCUUUGAAAAGUCUUUUCGUGAACAAUGUCAAGAAAUUUGGCAUAGUGGAGUUUGAUGACUCGAGUGCGUGUUGUGCCUUUUUAUCCAAUGACAUCUACAAGGUCGAAGGUGACGUCAAGGUCACCGUCCGGCCGAGAACUUUGAGUUCUGGAGUUGAAGAACGUGGUGGCAAGUUGAAUGGUAUUAGUAAAAGUUCUCAACAAACUUCUCAGAUUAAAAACCAACAACAACCACAACUGCAACAACAAAGUCAGCAGCAGCAACAACAACAGCAGCAGCAGCAACAACAACAAAGACAACGUCGUAAUGUCCAACAGGACUCUCAAUUCAAUGAAAGGUUUACUAAACUGCAGCAUAAGUUACAACAACAUCAACGAAAGACAAAAAACAAACAACAACAACAUAUGCGUCAUCAGAGUGACAACAACACAGCUACCUCUCCUCCAUCGCAGGUAUCUGAAGUGACAGUGCCGGAUCAGAUGCUAACACUAGUGGCGUUGUUGCAGUUGACAGAGCAAGAUCUAAUCCAGAGGUCGAAGGUCAAGGAGAGGUUGAAGGUCAUACUGAGGCCGUUCUCUAAUGCAGACAAUUCUGACCCAGUUUCCAUAUUCGGCUCAUCAGCCAAUGGCAUGGGGGUGAAAGGAUGUGACCUUGACCUAUUCAUGGAUAUUGACCUAAAUCGAAAUUCCGACCUGACCUACAUAAAGCCAAUAAUGCGGCGAAUAAGGAACCAGUUAAGUAGGUCAUGUGGUGAGUUCACUGAAGUUCUGCCCAUCCAUAGCAAGAGGUGCCCACUCAUAAAGUUCACCUCGAAGUGGAUUGGCUCCAGUUUGAAAUGUGACUUGUUAGCCAUGCAGAACACACGGAUCCUCAAGCAUCUAGGUCAAGUGGUGACCUCAUUUCGACCUCUCUGCUUCGUGAUUCGCCAGUGGGCGAAGGUCAAUGACAUCGCUGGUAACGUCAAUGGCGGUCCCAAUUUGACCCACUACGCUCUUUACAUGCUCGUCUGGUUCUACCUCAGGGUCAGGUUGGGGUUGAGGUCAUUUGAGGAGAUGUCGAACAUUAGCGCUACGAAGCAGUCAGUUGACGGAUGGGAUUGCUCCUUCUCGUUCGAUCCAUCACACUUGCUGUCCACAGCAGCAGGUAACAACAUCAUCAGCCCUCCAACCAAAUCUGUUCAGGAAGCUUUAGUGGUCGCCGGCGUAGCUUCAAUUUGUGGUGACGGCGAUGAUGCCACCGCAGCUGUUACUGCUGUUAGCGACGCUGAAGAUAAAGAUGACGUCAAAUGUGAUAAUGAAGAAGAUGACGAUGAAGAAGAAGAAGAUGAUGAUCAAAUCUGUGGAAAUGAUGAUGAUGAUGAUUCUAACUGCAAAUACGACGACGACGAUGAGAAUGAUGACGACGACGACGACGAUGAGAAUGAUGAUGACGAAAAUGGUAAUGCUAUCGAGAAUGAUGAUGAGGAUGAUGAUGAUGAGGACGAUAACGAAGACGCAAGAAUCAUAUCCAUGUCUUAUGAUUAUGAUGACGGAAGCAAUGGUGUUGGUGUUAGAAACCGGGAUGAUGAUGAUGAUGAUAGCGGCGAUGAUGAUGACGACUGUGACGACGAUGAUGAUGAAGAUGGUGGAGAUUCUGAUGACGAUGAUGAGGUGGAUGGUUUCAACUCGUCGUCGUCUGCAUUACCUCAUUUAUCAUCACCAAAGGCCAACCCCUUCGUUCUCAGCAGAAUCACCAGGGCCCUCAGAAGGGCAUCCACCUCGUGCAAAUCGCAACAGUGGCUACCUCCUUGUCGUAGUGGGGGCGGCGUUAACAACCACGAUAAUGCUGCCGUUGUGGCUGUUGGUGAUGAUGUAGGGAAAAAUAUUUUGAAUAACUCUCUGGCUACUAACCCGAAUACAUCACUAUCAUCUUCUGCCAACAGAGGGUCUCAGACGUUAGAUUCAAGUGACUCCCAACGGAUACUUGCCUUGAGCGAAGGGCCUUCUGUACCCCUAAUAGAUAGGGCAACUGAAAGUGAUUGCCGGCAGCAUCAUACUGCUGCUGUUGGGCCAAGCAACCGCACUGAUAAAACAUCUGCUGCUGACGGAAAGGAUCUUUGGGGCAUAGCGCUGCUGUUUGAGAAGUUGAAAGAAGUCGAGAAGUCGUCAGGAGCUGCGGUCGCAAAGGCAAAGGUGAGGAAGAGAUGUAAGAUCAAGCCGCGAGCGUUUGUGGCGAGAUUACAUCUGAGUCCUGCCGAUGCCAACGACAAGAAAGAUGAAGCCAAGAUAAUGAAUGAUGACGCUACUCCGCCCACGAUGCAGACGUCACCAGCUACCUCAACCAAUCAGAACAUGUUAGCGGUUCUUUCGGCCAAUAAGAACAUACCGCCAGUUCUUCCAGCCAAUCAGAACGCGAGAAAAACUGUGUGGGCUGAGAAAUUAUUGAACAACAUUAUCAGGGUACUCACGGAGGUUUUUCUGGUUGAAAUUCACAGACUGGAGGGCACGAAGGGCUUGUUUCACCCCAGGAAUGUGAGAUUCAGUAGGAGGUUUUCUGGGGUGUCCAUCUGCCUGGAUGAGAGUUAUAGUGAGAAGAUUGAAAAAGUUUCCGGUGACGUCACGAUGGAGGAGGAGGAUGACGUCAGCAUUAACUCUGGUAUCUUGAGUAGCAAACAGAAAAAUAAUUCGAACAUCCACAUCGGCACACGCCACCUUCCAUCGUCAUCUUCAUCAUUCUUACCACCAAAAACAACCAUCACCACCACCAUAGCCACCACCACCAUCGCCACUACCACCACAUCACGAGCUCAAUCAAAAAGGAUCGUAUCGGAAAAAUCGUCGUCGUCGUCGUCAUCAUCUUUUGAGAUUCCACUGAAGGUUAGAAUGACGAAAGUGGCCGACUGUGCUGGUGGGUGUUCUGAUGCAGUUUUACCUUCUGGCGUUGGCGAUACUGCUGGCAAGCAUAAUACCAAUAAUAACAACAACAAUAAUAAUAAUAAUAUCAAUAAUAAUAAUAACAUCAGUGGCAAAAACGAGAACAGGAAAGGAGAUGACAUCAUCGCUGACGUCACCCUGAUUAAGAAGGUUAACGUCAACAGUGACAGGCGAAGAAAGAAACAAGAUGAGCCACAGCAGCAGCAGCAGCAACAACAACAAAGGUACCAGCAACAACAACACCAACAAAGGUACCAGCAUUAUCAGCAGCAGCAACAAAACGAGCGUCGGAUCCUUAGCAUGUACUGCAACAAUCCAGACGACAUACACUGCUACCUCUUGUGUCGAACGACCUACUUGACGUGGACCCAGAGGUUCAAGUACAGGGACAGCAACACCCAACAAUCUCCCUCUACUCACGACACACACAUCCCUGUGGACCCCCUAGAGAAAGAAAUCAAAACGACCAGACGUAUGAUGAGUUGUAUAAUUAAUCCGGAAAUGAUUACUGAUGAUGGUCGGAGUGAAUCCGUUAAACUUACGAACACUUACUGCAAAACCGGACCUAACGAUUCAGUCGGCAGCUAUCUCACUGAAGUAUCUGAAAAUGUAUCAAAAACUAAGAGUCAUAAUUCUGAAAGUGUCGUCACUACUGUGGCGACUGAUGUUGCUGCUGCUACUACUGCUGCUGCUACCACUACUGCAACUAAUACGACAGCUACUGCUACUACUUCUACAGCUACCGAUAAAAAAUCAGAAGAAGCCGCCACCAGCAGCACCACAAACAACGACAAGAAGACGCCAAGAAGAUGCGACAUCAAGUUCCAGACGGAGAUAACUUUCAAAAUGGCGGGAAGACAGAGAAAGAAGGUCAAGGACGAGAACGUUUACCAGUGCGAUGUGGUGAUGCUGGCGCACGAUGACCGGAUGGAGAAUGCCAUGGUGAUGGAGUUUCACAACAUGGCGUCUGCCGCCUUCAAUUUAUUCAGCAAGUGCCUGAGGGAAUGA
This is a messenger RNA of Helobdella robusta, 4125 nucleotides long. RefSeq lists its product as hypothetical. The transcript is spliced from 11 exons. Gene Ontology annotation, biological process: mitochondrial mRNA polyadenylation. Bases 1 to 4125 code for a protein of 1374 amino acids. Gene Ontology annotation, molecular function: poly(A) RNA polymerase activity. The record is from RefSeq and is a predicted model, not a curated record. Lineage: Eukaryota; Metazoa; Annelida; Clitellata; Rhynchobdellida; Glossiphoniidae.